Messenger RNA from Ustilaginoidea virens, 948 nucleotides. RefSeq lists its product as uncharacterized. Gene Ontology annotation, cellular component: mitochondrial inner membrane. Bases 1 to 948 code for a protein of 315 amino acids. The record is from RefSeq and is a predicted model, not a curated record. Gene Ontology annotation, biological process: mitochondrial phosphate ion transmembrane transport. The transcript has 2 exons. NCBI's taxonomy places the organism in Eukaryota, Fungi, Ascomycota, Sordariomycetes, Hypocreales, Clavicipitaceae. Gene Ontology annotation, molecular function: phosphate transmembrane transporter activity.
AUGGCCUCGAGAGGUGGUGAGCUGCCGAGUUUCACCGUCGGCGACCAUGUCAAGUUCUUCGCAGCAGGAGCGCUCGCAGCCACAAGUACACAUGCGGCCGCUACACCGAUUGACGUGGUCAAGACGCGAAUCCAGGUCGAUGAUGCGAUGAAGGGCCUCAACAUGGUGCGGGCUACGCGUAGCAUUGUCGCAAAGGAGGGGGCAGCGGCGCUGCUGACGGGUUUCGGCCCAACUGCCGUGGGCUACCUUGUCCAGGGCGGUGCCAAGUUUGCCGGCUACGAAUUCUUCAAGAAGCAGUACAUCGCACUUGGUGGCGGCCCAGAGAAAGCCGUCAACCAUCGCAUGGGAAUCUACCUCGGCGCUAGCGCUACGGCGGAGCUGUUGGCCGACAUCUUCCUCUGCCCGCUGGAAGCCACCCGAAUCCGCUUGGUGUCCCAGCGCGGGUAUGCGGCUGGUCUUGCGUCGGGCUUCACCAAGAUGGCCCGUCAAGAAGGCCUUGCCGGCUUCUACUCGGGAUUCGUGCCCCUCCUGUUCAAGCAGGUUCCCUUUGCGGUCGGGCAAUUCUCUGCUCACGAGGCGGUCAACGAGAUGCUCUAUCGAGCCAUGGGCCCGGAACGAAAAGCCAAGCUGAGCAGUCUGGAGUCGACUGGCGUGGAGCUUACGUCCGGGCUGGCUGCUGGUGCGGCAGCAGCAGUCUUGUCUCACCCUGCAGAUACGCUCUUGUCGGCAAUCAACAAGGGGGCUGGCGACAAGAACCAGAGCGCCACCAGUCGCAUGUUUCAACUUGCGGCCGAGUUUGGUCCCAGGAGGCUAUUGUUGACUGGCCUGGGACCUCGUCUGGUCAUGACGUGCGCGUUGGUGUCUGGGCAGUUUGUCUUGUACGCCAAAUGCAAGGAGCUGACAGGUGCACCCGCGAGCAUUGAGAUUCACAAGGAGCAGGCACUGUGA